This is a messenger RNA of Rubroshorea leprosula, 425 nucleotides long. The record is from the annotation of a GenBank genome assembly. NCBI's taxonomy places the organism in Eukaryota, Viridiplantae, Streptophyta, Magnoliopsida, Malvales, Dipterocarpaceae.
CUUGGGUUUUCUUUCGUUUUCAACUCCACUGAGCACAGGGGAAGCAUCAAUUUUGCCGGCGCCGAUCCACUGAUGAACAAAACGAGGGAUAUCUCGGUCGUCGGUGGAACAGGGGAUUUCUUCAUGUCUCGUGGGGUCGCCACUUUGAUGACAGAUGCAUUUGAGGGAGAAGUCUACUUUAGGCUUCGUGUUGAUAUUAAUCUGUACGAAUGCUGGGAAAAAGCAUGAACCUUGCCUUUCCUUAUUAAGAAGCUUUGCCUUUCCUUAUCCAGAAAACUGUUGUCUUUAGUUAUUUUAACUCGCCCUUUUUGGAGUCCGAGGUUUGUUUUCAGAAUUUUUUUUUUUGUACGCCUGAAUAAACUGUACAAGAGGGAUAGUCUUUCCCUUUCUCUAAAACUCUUCUUGUCGGAUACAAGAUUUAAAUU